GCAGACCUCCCCUCUGCUGUCGUAAACUUCUGCUCAAGUGACAUGAGGAAAUAUAACAGCACAUCGGUGAUCUCAGCGGUUCUACUAUUGUUUUAUUUAACAGACUGUGUGUUUUCUCAAGAUGAAGUAAGAAAAAGUAAUCGUAGACUGAUUGAUAGGGAGCAAAGCAUCUUUUCUCAAGGAUCAUAUCCUUCACCUCAAGCAUGUGAAGAUUCCAGCUGUUAUCCAGCAACUGGUAAUCUUCUGAUUGGAAGAGAAAGAGAUCUUUUUGCAUCUUCUACUUGUGGGACAAAGGGUGUAGAACGUUAUUGUAUUGUUAGUCAUUUAAAAGAGCGUAAGAAGUGUUUUCAUUGUCAUAGUGCACCUCAUGUGAAAGACAGCCAUGAAAGGCACAAAUACCAUGGAAUUGAGUCAAUUGUGUCCAGAAUUGGCAAAAAGUCGAAAGGCCGGACGUGGUGGCAAUCUGAAAAUGGAAAAGAGAAUGUAACAAUUCGUUUAGAUUUGCAUCGAGAAUUUCAUUUUACUCAUCUCAUCAUUACAUUUAAAACAUUCCGACCUGCUGCAAUGCUUAUAGAACGAUCUCAUGACUAUGGAGCAACAUGGAGGGUUUAUCAGUAUUUUGCCUAUGAUUGUGCUGAGUCAUUUCCUGGAAUACCUCGUGGCCCACGAACAAAUAUUACUGAAGUUAUAUGUGAAUCUCAGUAUUCAGGUGUAGAACCAUCUACUGAAGGCGAGGUUAUUUUCCGGGUGCUUCCUCCAAAUAUUCCUAUACAUGAUCCAUACAGUACUGAAGUUCAAAAUUUAUUAAAAAUAACUAAUUUACGAAUUAAUUUCACAAAACUUCAUACAUUAGGAGACAAUCUUCUUGAUUCACGGAAUGAAAUUAAGGAGAAAUACUACUAUGCUAUUUAUGACAUGAUAGUUCGUGGUAGCUGUUCUUGUUAUGGUCAUGCAAGUAGAUGUGUUGCUGCUCCUGGUGAUGUCAAUCUUCCAGAAAUGGUUCAUGGUCAAUGUGAAUGUACUCAUAACACAAAGGGUUUAAAUUGUGAAGAGUGUGAAGACAUUUUCAAUGAUUUAGAAUGGAAACCUGCCAUUGGAAGACAAAUAAAUGCAUGCAAAAGAUGUAACUGUAAUGGUCAUGCAACAAGAUGUCAUUUUGAUAAAGCUGUAUUCUUGUCAACUGGCAAUGUUAGUGGAGGUGUUUGCGAUGAUUGUGAACAUAAUACCAUGGGCAGGCAGUGUGAAAAUUGCAAAGAAUUUUUUUACCAAGAUCCUGGACGUGAUAUAAGAGAUCCAAAUAUCUGUCAAGCUUGUGACUGUGACCCAAGUGGCUCAUUUGAUGAAGGUGCUUGUGAUUCACAUACUGACACUGCGGCAGGAUUAAUUGCUGGGAGAUGUCAUUGCAAAAAGAAUGUUGAUGGACGACGUUGUGAUAAGUGUAAAAAUGGAUUUUGGAAUUUCCAUGCUGACAAUCCAGACGGAUGUGAAUCAUGCUCAUGCAAUGCUCUGGGAACAAUCGGUAGUUAUGGGUGUAAUGUAUACACGGGAGAAUGUGUUUGUAAAAGGAAUGUAAUUGGUAGAGAUUGCAAUCAGUGUUUGCCUGAGUAUUACGGCCUAAGUUCUGAGGAAGAGGGAUGCAAGGCAUGUGAUUGUGAUCCUGGUGGAUCAUAUGAUAAUAAUUGUGAUGUGGUAACUGGACAGUGUAGAUGUCGAGCACAUGUUGGAGGUAGACGUUGUGAUUUUCCUGAAUCUGGAUAUUUUUCGGGAAAUUUAGAUUAUAUGGUGUAUGAAGCUGAAUUAGCGAAAGGCACACCAGAUUGCCAAGUACUUGUGCGAGAACCCUUUGGAGAUAGGGACUCUACAUGGACAGGCCUUGGUUUUAUGCGUGUAUUUGAAGGUUCUCAUCUUGAAUUCGACAUAACAGAUAUCCCACAAUCUUUAGAAUAUGACAUUGUCGUAAGAUAUGAACCACAGCUACCUGGACAAUGGGAAGAAGCUCGUAUUGUCAUCGAAAGACCUGGUCCAGUAGAUCCAAAUGGCCCAUGUGCAAAUACAAUUCCUCAAGAUGAUAUAAAAGUAGUGUCUCUCCCAUCAGGGCAACGAUAUGCUGUAGUUUAUCCUCCAGCAUGUCUUGAAAAAGGAAAGAAUUAUAAUGUUCGUCUUGAGUUUAAGCAUUAUGACAGAGAAGUGAAAACUCCAUCAGCUUCUGUUCUUGUAGACUCUAUAGCUUUUGUACCUCGAAUCGACAGCAUCCCCUUUUUUCAAGGAUCAGCUGCUAAUGAGUAUCGAAGGCAAGAAUUUGAACGAUUUCGUUGUGGACAUGCAUUUUAUUCCGUUCUGAGACCUCUACCUAAUGAUGUGUGUAAAAAGUACCUUUACAGCAUUGGCUUUUAUGUUUAUGAUAAAGCUCACGAAUGCUCAUGUGACCCAACUGGAUCUUUAAGUACAUCUUGUGAUAGUUUGGGCGGCCAAUGUACCUGCAAAACAAAUGUAGUUGGAAGAAGAUGUGACCGUUGUGCUCCUGGUACAUAUGGAUUUGGGCCUUCUGGAUGUCGGCCUUGUGAUUGUAACAGUGUUGGCUCAUUGGAUAACUUUUGUGAUUCACAAAGUGGAAACUGCAAGUGUCGACCUAAUACUUAUGGGCGUCAAUGUGAUGAAUGUCACCCAGGAUAUUGGGACUAUCCUAACUGUAAAAGGUGUGAUUGCAAUGGUCAUGCAGAGACUUGUGACUCCCGAACUGGAUAUUGCAUAGACUGUAAAGAUUUUACUGCUGGCCCUAAAUGUGACAGGUGUGACACUGGGUAUUAUGGGGAUCCUAGAAUUGGUAUUGGUAUCCCAUGCCGUCCAUGCCCGUGCCCUGGUAUUGCUAACAGUGGUCUUAGUCAUGCUCAAAGUUGUGAACUUGAUCCACGAACACAGAACGUGAUAUGCUUAUGUGACAUCGGAUAUGCAGGUGAGAGAUGUGAUCGCUGUGCAAAUAACUAUUAUGGUGAACCUACUAAACCUAAUGGAAAGUGUAAAAAGUGUGAGUGUAACAGAAAUACUGAUGAGACAGUUGUAGGAAAUUGUGAUGCUGAGACUGGAGAAUGUCUUAAAUGUUUGUAUAACACUGCUGGUCCUCAUUGUGAAUACUGUAUGGAUGGAUUUUAUGGGGAUGCUACCAAACAAGAAUGCUUAAAAUGUGUUUGCAAUUCUCUUGGCACUUCUGAUGUGAAUGGUCAUUGUGAUAGAAAUACAGGACAGUGUCCAUGUCUCCCUAAUGUUAUUGGAAUAUCUUGUGACAGAUGUGCUCCAAUGCAUUGGAAUAUAAGCAGUAAAAUGGGAUGUAGAAGAUGUGAUUGUGAUGCUUUGGGAUCUCAUGCUUUUGAGUGUAAUGAGUUUGAUGGUCAAUGUCAAUGCAAACCAGGGUAUGGUGGCAGACAAUGUGAUGCCUGUCAAGCAAACUAUUGGGGAGAUCCUCAUGUGCAGUGCUUUCCUUGUGAUUGCAAUAGGGAAGGUUCUAAAACAUUGCAAUGCAGGAGAGAAGAUGGCUCAUGUGUUUGUUCAGAUGGAAUUGCUGGAAAACGUUGUGAUAUUUGUGCUAGAGGUUAUACUGGAAAUGCACCGUAUUGUGAUCCAUGUGGAGAAUGUUUUGAAAAUUGGGAUGCGAUUCUUCAAGAGCUUAAAGAUCAAACACAACAGCUACUUGAUGAUGCUAGUAACAUUAAGCAAACUGGAAUAACUGGUGCAUAUUCAAAGGAAUUUGCUGCCAUGGAAAGCAAACUUGAAGAAGUCAGAGAAAUUUUAGCUGAUGCUAAUAUAACUGGAUCUGAUAUUGAAGAUUUACAAGAUAUGGUUGAUAUGUUAAGGCAAAACCUGACAAUUACACAAGAGCAUUUGGAUGUUAUUGAUCAUGAGUUGGAUAAUACAACUCAAAAAAUUUAUGAUGCAAAUUUAGCAUUAGCAGAUUUACGUCGACGAGCUGAUGAUUUAACAAAUGAUGCUCAGACUUUGAAAACUAAUGCUACUGUUUUGCAAGAAGCAAAUGUUGAAGGUGCUUUUAACAUAACUAAGAAGGCCAAAAUAAGAUCUGAUGCUGCUGAAAAUAAAGUGAGAGACUCGAGAGCAGUCAUCCAUGAGUCAGAGGGUCAUCGUCAUAGAACAGAAAGGUUGCUUGAAACUGCUACAAAUCUGUAUAAUCAGACAUAUUUACAAAAUGAAGCUGCUCUAAUGAAAAUAUCAGGGAAAAUAGGCCAAAUAGAAGAAGAAAUACCACAACUUAAUCACAUAGUUUGUGAUGGACAUGGAACAGUUUCAAAAUGUGAUUCUUUAUGCGGAGGAGCUGGAUGCGAUAAAUGUGGAGGGCUCAGCUGUGAUCUUGGUGCUGUAACCAGGGCUGAUAAUGCUUAUGAUCUUGCAAAAGAUGCUGAAAAAGUGAUUCGCGAGAAGGAAGGAAAAUCAAAGAGUUUAUUAACUGAAGUUGGGGAAGCAAGACAGGAUGCAGAUGAAGCUUUAGAAGAAGCUAGAUUAGCUCAUGAACGGGCACAAGCAGCAAAAAAUAGAUCUGAAAAUGCUACUGGUGUAAUUGAAGAAUUGCUUGAUAAGAUUGAUAUAUUUUUAGAAAGUGGAGGUGCAAAACCUGCUGAAAUUAGAGAGUUGGCUGAAGAGUGCUUACGUCUCUCAAUAUCUUUAGAACCAGAGCAAAUUCGAAUCCUUGCAAGGCAGAUUAAUGAUACUAUUGCCAAUUUAACCAACAUAGAUGCAAUUCUAGAUGCAACUGCGAGUGAUCUUGCUGAAGCUCAAGCUUUAAAAAAUAGAGCAGACAGAGCUAAAGAAAAUGCUGAGACUAUUCUUGACACUGCAAAGCAAGUUCUUGAAGCAUUAGAAGAAGCACAGAAAGCUCAAGAAAGAGCUCAAGCUGCUAUUCUAAAGGCUAAUAAUGACAUAACAACUGCAGAUACUGAUCUUGCUCAAAUUGCUAGUGAAACUGCUGCUGCUCAAGAAAUCUCUAAUAAAUCUGUUGAGGACAUUCAAGGCAUGCAGGACAGGUUAGAUAAGUUGAAAAAAAAGUUCACUGAAAAUGAACUAAAUGCCAAGAAAUCAGCUGUGGAAGCUAAUGUUGCUGGCAAAUUAGCUGAACAGGCUGAAAAGGAUGUGCUGGAUUUAGAAGAUAAAUAUAAUAGUGCCACUCAAGCUUUAGAAGACAAAGCAAAAGUUAGUGGAGCUGCAAAGGAAAGAGCCGAUAGUUUAAGGAAACGGGCCAAAGAGCUAGCAGAAGCAGCAAAUGGAAGAUUAAAUGAACUACAAGGCAUGGAGGAUGAAUUUGAUGAUAAUGAAAAGAAACUGAAAAAUUUCUCAGAUUUACUGGAUAGGUUAAAUAUGGAAAUGGAAGGUCAUCUAACAUUUAUUGAAGAAAAAUCUGCAUUUUAUCGUGACUGCCAGGCAUAAAAAAGAGGAACAAAUAUAUAUGCUUCAAUGACUUAAAUUUAGAAUUUUGUGCAAUCUUAUUAAAUAUUAAAAUACAUUUCUCUGUUAAAUGAAUGUGCUGUUUGAUAAAGAUGACUACUAAAAUGCUAUUGUUUUAAAUAUUUUCUCUCUGUAUUAUCAUACAUAUGUAUUAUAUUGUUCCACAAAAGUUUGCCUUCUGUGAAGGAGAUGUUACAUUCUCUUUUUGCUUAAAUUUUUGACAUCUGCAAUAAUGAACUUGAGCUUGAACAUCCAUUAUUUAUUUUUCUAACUAUGAAUUGUUGUUGAUACUCAAGAAGCUGCAUUCCAAUAAGCACCUGUUACUAUUUCUUUGAACAGUUUUUUUAUCUUUUUUUGUUCCGUUCUUUUUUUUUUUUUUUCUAGUUCUUAAACUAUAUUUUUUACAGGUAUUGCUUAUGGUGCUUUUUACUGCCUUACUCAUUGCGCUUUAUAUGCCUUAUUCAUUGCGCUUUAUCUGCCUUAUUCAUUGCACUUUUACUGCCAUAUUCAUUGUGCUUCUUACUGACUUAUUCAUCACUACUUUUAUAACAUAUAUUUAAAGAUGAUGUUGAAAUAUCUUCUGGAAUCAAAGUGUAUGUUUGUUUGUAACUUUUGACCUGAAUAGACAGUGAACGUUUUGACUACUUAAAUUUCUUAAAUACAGUGCUUUCUUUUUAGUACAAACUUGAGUAAUUCAAAUUAUUGGUUUCUCUGAACAACUUUUGUUCCCCUCAACUUUCCCAUUCCUCCUAGUAUUAAUAUAAUGUUUUUAGUUCAAAAAUUUCAGUUGCUUUUGGGUUACAUUGAAAUCUGAUCACAAGAAUAUAAGAAUUUUGUGGCCCCUAAAAUCAAUUUUUAGAAAAUAAGAGAAAAUAAAUAGUUUAAAUGGUAAAAACAAUAUUAUUGAAGUAAAAAAUAUAUUAAAUAUAUUGAUUACAACACGUGUUAACAGAAACCCAUUUUUCAGUAGAGAAAAUAUUUCAAGCUUCUGAUACUAUGAUCUUUGCGUGGAUCUUUACUUUUUGAGCCUUUAAAAUGUUUGAGCUUUUGAGGAUGUCAGUAAAAGAGAAUUGAGAAAAUAUAUUGAGAUAAAAAUAAAACUUACAUUAAAGAGUUUUUUUUUUCAUUAUUAGAUACUAUAAUUAAUGCUAUUCAAUUUUAGUGUUUGCACUAUUUUCCUAACAACAGGUAUGUUCUUUAUUCAAAUUUCAGAGAUUUCUUUUUUUUUUUUUUUUGCUUUUUUUCAAGUUUGAAUUAUUAAGAGGCGACUGUAUUUAUUCAAAAAAUCUUUCACUAUUUAUGUGCCCAUUUUAUUUUAGCAAUUACAAAAGUAAUUAAGAAGUAUUACUGUUCGAUCUUCAAAUAAAUUAAUUUGUUUUGAAUGCCUCAGCCCUCAAAAAGCUGAAUUCUAGUACAUUUUUCAACCAAUAUUCCUAAAGUUUUUUUAAGCUUGUUUUUGUGCAGCUAGUUCCUCUCUUUGCUUGUGGUGCUUUUACUGCCUUACUCACUACUACUUUUAUAAGAUAUAUAUUCAAGCAUCAUUUCAAAUAAAAACCCUUAAAAAAUCAAAGUGUAUAUGGGAAAUUUGUAACUUUUUGUGAUCUGAAUAGAAAUUGAAUGUUUAAAGGAAAACUUAAACUCACUUAAGAUGUGCCAAUGAAUUGUUUUUGAUAUUCUUGGAAUUGCAUUCUAGCAAGCUUUAAGAGUUUCAUUUGAACAAGUUUUUUUUCCCUCUCUCUCUCUUUUUAGUUUCUUUUUGAGCUUAAUUUUGUUAGGUAUGGUCGUUUAUAGUGCUUUGAAUUAUUUUUCAUUGCUAUUUUAUAGCAUAUGUUUAGUGAAAAUAUUGAUCGGAAUAUCUUUUGGAAUCAAGUGUUGUAAAGAAAGUUUAACUUUGGAACAUUUUUUUAAAAAAUUAGUUUCUAUGAAUUUACAUAAACAUUUCCAAAGCAGUUCAAUAAACAUACUGACUAUGUCAUGCCCAUAAAGCAUUUAAAGCAACAAUGAUUUUUUUAUAUUUACGUUCAUAUACAGUGCUGUAGUUUGGAAAAAUAUUUGAGGAACACACCUUUUUUUAGGGUAGAUAUCAUGUUUGACCAAUUUUUGUCAGUUAAGAUUCACAUCAGCUUUGAUUUAUGAAAGCAAAUAUUUAUUUUUUAAAGGUGCUUUGAAGCCAUUUUACAUUAAUUUUGCCUUAUUUUCACUAAAUAUUUCAAUAAACAACAUGCUCAGCACUGUAAGUAUUAUAUGUAUGUAAAUAUAUGUCUAAAGCAUACAUAUAAACUGUUUGAAAAAGUUUUCAGAAUUUUUUUCCUGCAUUUAAUUAUCUCAAAAUAUGGAAAACAUAAAGCUUAUAUUUAUAUUUUGUGUUCAACCAUGUACAUUGAAUACUAUGAAGUCAUAUGUAUUUCUAGCAUGUUCAUAAACUUUUAUUACUGCCAUAAUUUUGUUUGUUACAUGUAUAUUGUAGUACAUUUGUUUGUCAAAUAUUUGUUGCUUAUGUAUUUGAAAGGUGAAAAUUUCAUUUUUGCCUGUUGUGAGUUCCAAAAUACAUUGGUAUAUUUUUUAUAAUAAUAUACUCUUUUAAUUUUAAACUUUACAUUUAGAACAUUUGCUGAAUUAAAAAGUUGUAUUAGCUUAUGACUAUUUUUAAACUUGAUUUUUUAUAUUUUUAUAGGUAAAAUUUAUUUUUUAAACUUCUCUCAAAAUGUUAUGUUUCACUUUGCAUUUAUUAGUUAUUUUGGAACUGCAUUUCUCCCUAAAAGUCAUUUUUAUGGUGCAUACGUUUUUGUGUAAAUAUUUUAUAGCAUAGACUGAGAGAUCUGACUAACCAUUGUCAUAUAACAUUACUAUUCACUUUUUACAUUCAAAGCACUUUGAAUUACUUAGUUUUGUGCAGCGUGUUGAGUCAAACUCAGGAUGAUUAUCUCUGUGCCAAAUUGAUACUUACAAUAUUUAUAUAAUUUUGAAGGUCAAAUUUUCGUACUGAUCUCAUGCUAGAUAGCAUUUGUUUUCUUUUAGAAUUAUUUUUGCGUAUUAUGAAACUUGAAAAGUUUUUUGAAGCCUUGUAAAUGUUGUUUAUGCUAAGAAUUAAAAACAAUUUUUGAAUUGUUAAACUGACUUGGUAAAACUGUACUUUGUAAAUAUAUGACUUGACACUUAGUGUUUCAGUUUACACUGAAAUUGUGUUGUUAGAAACCUUGUUUUUUUUUCAAUUUUGCUCCUUUGAAAGACAUUAGAAUAUAAAGCUGUUGCAUUUUCCUUUACAAUCUUAAAAUAUAGUUUACUUUUACAAAUAAAAUAUUUAUUCAAUUUUAUUAGAUAUUGGGCUCAUUUAAAAAAAUCAAUGUGUUUCCAAUUAUAUUGAACUGCAUGAUAUGUUAAGAGAUGUUGAAAUGAUUCUAAAAGUUGACUGUGUGUGGUGCCAAGAGAUCAUAAAGUGCCCAUAUGUCUUCAAAAUGAAACUUCAGAUGAUUAUUGGUUUCUGCAGAGAUUUUGUUUCAUUUUAUAACUCACGUGUUUACUUUCCUGCCAAUAAUCAUCUGAAAAAUUCAAUUUAAUGCUGAUUGAAGUUUUUGAUAUCUGUCUACACAAACAAUCUUAUAAAAGCAAUCAUAUACCUAUGAUUUAUGUAUCUUUCAAAUCGACUUCAUUCAGCGAAAAAAAUUGAUAUUUUGUUAAAACAUUUGAAAUGUAAUUCAUAAAAUUAAAGAAUUAAACAGAA
This is a messenger RNA of Uloborus diversus, 9166 nucleotides long. It is a transcript of the gene LanB1, whose product is annotated as laminin subunit beta-1-like. NCBI's taxonomy places the organism in Eukaryota, Metazoa, Arthropoda, Arachnida, Araneae, Uloboridae. The coding region runs from base 43 to 5427 and encodes 1794 amino acids. Gene Ontology annotation, biological process: basement membrane assembly; cell migration; substrate adhesion-dependent cell spreading. The transcript has 32 exons. The record is from RefSeq and is a predicted model, not a curated record. Gene Ontology annotation, cellular component: laminin trimer.